Messenger RNA from Lepus europaeus (European hare), 564 nucleotides. Its product is annotated as GTP:AMP phosphotransferase AK3, mitochondrial-like. The coding region runs from base 1 to 564 and encodes 187 amino acids. Gene Ontology annotation, molecular function: AMP kinase activity; ATP binding. NCBI's taxonomy places the organism in Eukaryota, Metazoa, Chordata, Mammalia, Lagomorpha, Leporidae. The transcript has a single exon. Gene Ontology annotation, cellular component: cytoplasm. Gene Ontology annotation, biological process: nucleobase-containing compound metabolic process. The record is from RefSeq and is a predicted model, not a curated record.
AUGGGGGCGUCCACUCGGCUGUUGUGCACGGUGAUCAUGGGAGCCCCCGGCUCCAGCAAGGACACCGUGUCGUCGCGCAUCAUCAAGCAUUUAGAGCUGAAGCACGUCUCCAGCGGGGACCUGCUGCGACAGAACAUGCUGCGAGGCACAGAAAUUGGUGUGCUAGCCAAGACCUUCAUUGAUCAAGGGAAGCUCAUUCCACAUGAUGUCAUGACUCGGCUGGCCCUUCAUGAGCUGAAAAAUCUCAUCGAGCACAGCUGGCUAUUGGAUGGUUUUCCAAGGACACGCCCACAGGCAGAAGCCCUGGACAGAGCUUAUCAGAUAGACACCGUGAUUAACCUGAAUGUGCCCUUUGAGGUCAUUAAGCAACGCCUUACUGCUCGCUGGAUUUACCCAACCAGUGGCCGUGUCUACAAGAUUGAGUUCAACUCUCCCAAAACUGUGGGCACUGAUGACCCGACCGGAGAGCCUUUCGUACAGCAUGAGGACGACAAGCCAGAGACUGCCAUCAAGAGACUGAAGGCAUACGAGGCUCAAACGGUGCUGGUCCUGCAAUAUUACUAG